UUUAGAAAUUAGAAAGCUUUGCGCUUUUGUUAUUGUAUAAUCCAUCCUCGCUUUCAAACCCUCCCUCUUUCGUGAUCACGGUAGUUGCCGCUUCGAUUCUUUCAGUUACUGGUUGAUUUUUCUGUUAUAAAUCGAGUCGGUUGUUCCCAAACCAAUUACUAGUUCUUCCGUGAUCUUAGAGCAUGUAUCGGCGUGACUUCUCGUUCUUACAGUUGAUUAAACUAGAAAUUUUCUGUAAUCGUUCAUGAUUGGAAUGAAAAUGGAGCUAUUACAUGGGAGCUUGAUCUCUCAGUUCAAAGCUCGACAACCAAUUUUGAUCUUCUCCAAGCGCACUAAGAAACAAGAUUCUCUUAUUGUCGUAAACCUGUUUAGGGAGAAUUUCCCAAUUUCAUACACCCGUUGUAGAACCCUUGAGAGCCAUUGGGAUAAUACUCAAAGCAUUAGACACCCAGCUGUUUCCAGUAAUGAUGACUCAAAGGUUCCUGAGUUGAUUUUCACCCGACUUCAACUCAGUGAUGAGGAAUAUCUAGGCAUGCAAAGGCGUAGCUUUGGUCAUUACAUUGCUCGUGAAGCAGUAUUGAAUGAAGAAUAUUGGAUAGCAGCAUGGCUGCGUGCAGAAGCUCAAUGGGAAGCCUCAUCCAACAAGAACUUCAGGCACGCUCAAAAUUUUAAAAUGAAGUAUUCUGAUCAGGAGUACAAAGCUUUGAAGAAAAGAUGUUCUGGACAGGAUGGGAACUUGUUGCAGUGCUUCUGUCUUGUUGCUGUUAAAAAGGAAGUGAAAAAUGUGAAAAGAACUGUAUUGAACAGUAUUGUUGGAACUAUGGACUUGAGCAUCCGACAAUAUUUGCAAGGAGAGACAUAUCCUGGGGAGGUAAAGAAGCAAUCGGGUGUGUUGGCAUGUAAACAAGCUGAUGAUGCACACAAGUAUGCCUACAUCUCAAAUGUUGUUGUGGCAUUAUACGCCAGGCGUCGUGGAAUUGCAUUAAACAUGUUACACCUUGCCAUUCAUAUGGCAACAUCUCUAGGUAUGAAGAAACUAUUCGUUCAUGUAACCACAGGCAACAAACCUGCCCAAGAACUCUACAAAAAAGCGGGCUUCAAGUUUGCCACAAAUGAUGCAUCAAAUGAGGGGCAGCUACUAAUGUGGAUGGAACUGAAUUGACUUUUGGGAGUUACUCACAUUCUUUACUUGUAUAUAGCUAGGAGUUGGAUUUGUUCUACAUUGUAGAUUCACUUGUGAAUGAUGUGACUAUACCAUACAUACAUACAUACACACAUGUAAAUAGUUUCUCUUCUUGGUGUUACAAUAAGCAUUUGAG
Lactuca virosa is the source of this 1319-nucleotide messenger RNA. NCBI's taxonomy places the organism in Eukaryota, Viridiplantae, Streptophyta, Magnoliopsida, Asterales, Asteraceae. The record is from the annotation of a GenBank genome assembly.